AUGGAUAUCCGUUCAUUUUAUUCUGUGGUAAAUGUUAAGGCCCAGAAGGCUGAUAUGGCAAAAAAGCAGCAACAAGAAAAAGGUCAGCCUGGUACGUUUUCAUCCUUUGAGGAGGGUGAAACGUUUGAGAAGGAUCAGGAUGAUGUUGAAUAUGACACUGCUGAAAUAAUAUCAGAUGAUGAUGAACCUUCAUUCCACAUUGAAGAGCCAAGCACCUCCUCACAAAGCAAUAUCCAACACAGUACUUAUGAAGAGGAUUUCAGUGAAGUUGAACCACCACAGAGUGCACAAACAUCUGCUAGCACUGAAAAAACAACAAUACAUGGACCAGAUGAUAUCAGCCAGUGUGCUACUGAAGGGCCAAGACAGCCUGUAUUGAAAAAAUACCCACAGAAACAAGUGGGAACACGCUUCAGGUCAUUUAGACCACAGUGGUUUCAGUCAUUUGAAUGGCUGGAGUAUUCUAUUUCCGAGGAUGCAUCGUACUGUUUCCCAUGCCGUUUUUUUUUAACUUCAAAAUUUUUCUACGGGUAUGUUAAAAAAGUACCAUUUAUAAACAUAGGGUACAAAAACUGGAAAAAUGCAAUUGUAACAGGUAAAGGAAUACUACAGCAUGAGAGGUCUGCUUCACACAAAGAUGCCGAUGUCAGAUGGGAGGAUUUCAAAAAGAGUGUAAGCCAGGAUACAUCAAUCAUGAAGGAUCUAACUAAAGCACAUACAAGAGAGGUGAAUGAAAUAUACAUUACACAUAUAGCACAAGUUUUGUUGCUAACAGCCAAGACCAAAAUUGCCCAGCGAGAACAUCGGUGCAACUCAGAUGAUGUCAGUCAUGGAAAUGUACGUGAAAUUCUUUAUUUAAUUGCAGAAAAAGACAGCAUUGUCAGGAAAAAAAUUAGAGGACCAAGAAAUGCAAGAUAUUUACAUCCAUCUAUCCAAAAUGAACUUCUGUCAAUUAUGGCUGCUCUUGUUAGAGAAGACAUUGCACAGAGCAUUAAAGGAAGUCCCUUUUCCAUUAUUGCAGAUGAAACUAAGGAUCUGAGUAAAACAGAACAACUGUCUGUCAUAGUCCGAUUCUUUCAUCAGAUGGUCCAUGAACGGUUCUUAAAAUUCUACCGAGCAGAUAGCCUUGACGCCAAGUCUAUCAGAAUAUAUAUUCCAUGUCCUAACAUCUCUAGGCAUUGA
Messenger RNA from Pelobates cultripes (western spadefoot toad), 1182 nucleotides. NCBI's taxonomy places the organism in Eukaryota, Metazoa, Chordata, Amphibia, Anura, Pelobatidae. The record is from the annotation of a GenBank genome assembly.